GCCAAACACUGCCUUAACAUGCCCCUCGUGUGAUUUUUGAGUUUUAUCCCCCAAUUUUCUCCAACCAGCAAGAGUGUAUGCUGUCACUGCAAAUGAAUCUCUGUUCAUAUUCUUCUUUGUUAAGUAAGAGAAUGGUGAAAUGCCAAUGGAACUUCAAAUGUUACUCUAUUUCUCCAUCUUCCUUAUUUUCAUCAAACACAAAUACUACUACUAUUAGAGCAUUUGCAAGUUCCUGUCAGCAGCUCAAUGGAGCAUCCUCCAUUUCAGUUGCUGGACCCCACAACCCUCUUUCCCCCAUUUCAGGGUCUAUGGAGCAAGUAAUGGUGGAAUAUCUUUUUGGGAGGAAAAAAGCUACUGAAGUUGCUCACUAUGUCUGGAAGCAUGUUGUUAAGAAAGGGGAUGCAGUUGUUGAUGCCACAUGCGGAAAUGGUUACGAUACGUUGGCACUGUUGAAACUGGUUGCUGAUGAGACACAAAGAGGUCGAGUUUAUGGCAUGGAUGUUCAGAAAAUUGCUUUAGAAAGCACUUCAUCAUUACUGGACCAGUUUGCUAGUCCAGAUGAGAAAGAACUCGUUGAGCUAUUUGUUAUGUCUCAUAGUCAAAUGGAGGACAUUGUUCCAAAUGAUGUGGCUGUAAGGUUAGUUGCUUUCAACUUGGGUUACCUUCCUGGAGGUGACAAAAAGGUCAUUACCAGGUCCGAAACGACUGUGCUUGCAUUAGAGGCUGCUAAGAGAAUCUUAGCACCUGGUGGACUCAUCAGCAUUGUAACUUAUGUCGGCCAUCCAGGUGGGAGGGAGGAGUUUGAGAAGAUCGAAGAUUUUGCUUCCAGACUACCAAUUGAGAGUUGGAACUGUUGCAAACUACAUACGGUAAAUCGCCCACUAGCUCCCAUGCUGAUAUUUUUAUUCAAAAGAUAGGACAGGAUUUUUUUCGUGUUACCGAAAUGAGACUUGAUAUCAUGUUUCUGAGGUUUCAUGACUUGUAAAGAUAUACCGGGAUGCUCUUGAUCAGAUGUAUUUAUAUAUGAUGAUUCUUUGUCGUUAUGCCAGAAUUCACAUUCAUACUUUUUAAUACAAUCUCAAUUUUCAUGCA
Molecule: messenger RNA, 1092 nt
Organism: Capsicum annuum
Lineage: Eukaryota; Viridiplantae; Streptophyta; Magnoliopsida; Solanales; Solanaceae
Product: putative rRNA methylase YtqB
Exons: 6
Coding region: 78-917 (279 amino acids)
Source: RefSeq, a predicted model, not a curated record